AAUGAACGAGCAAGGCGGCUUUUUUUUUUUUGUUAAAGAAUCGUGUUCAUUAGCAGCUACGAUACCUCGAAACACUGACACACAUACACACCACAUAAAACAGUAAAUGUAGGCUUUGUUGUUCAAAACAAGCCUUAGACAUUUUAAUUAAAUAUGGUGGAACAUGUCCAUAGUUGAUGUGAUGAGCUACACCUGUGGGUGCUCUCUAGGACGCUAGUGUGAAUUGAUUUAAAAAAGUGAAUUGAUGUGGAGUGGAUUGAUUUUAAAAAAGUUAAGUGUUUGUGCAAGUAAAUGUGACAUUACUCAUUAAGGUGGAUGAUGGCUACAGCAGAGCAUUUAUGCUUCAUACUUCUGUUAUGUGUGUGUGUCUGUACUUGUUUGAGUGACUAUUACUCACUGCUUGGAGUUUCUCGCUCAGCAUCUUCAAGAGAUAUCAAGAAAGCAUUUCACAGGCUGGCCCUUAAACACCAUCCUGAUAAAAACCAAAGUCCUAAUGCACAGCAGGUCUUCACACAUAUUGCUCAAGCAUAUGAAGUACUAUCCGACAGGGAGAAGAGACGAGUCUAUGAUCAAAUGGACUACUUAACCAAACCUGAUCAGGCUAGGGAGGGAAAGUUCAAGAAAGAUGAAAAAGAGGAUAUGGACAGCCAUCCCUUUGUCAAAAAAGAGACAUUUCAUAGUAAAAGGGGUUUCCAGCAUUUUGGUUUAGAAGAGCUGCUUCAUUCACUACGGAUGGAUGAUGAUUUCUUUAUGGGCGAACAGCCUGGUUAUGAAGGAUGGAGUUUUAUUUUUGGGGCUGAGGACGAUGAUGAUGAUGAAACGGUCCUCCUCAGUGAUCUUUUCAACAUGCUUUAAUUUCAAGGGUUUGUGUAUCUUGACCAUAUUAAGUUAAUAUAUUUAUCAAUUACAAAAAUGUAAAUGAGUUUUAAAUUGCUUUGCAUAACUAUCUUGUUGCUGUGUUUAUUAAAUAAAAUUUCAAUUUAAACAA
This is a messenger RNA of Carassius gibelio (silver crucian carp), 988 nucleotides long. RefSeq lists its product as uncharacterized. Gene Ontology annotation, molecular function: protein-folding chaperone binding; misfolded protein binding. NCBI's taxonomy places the organism in Eukaryota, Metazoa, Chordata, Actinopteri, Cypriniformes, Cyprinidae. Gene Ontology annotation, cellular component: endoplasmic reticulum. The transcript has 3 exons. Bases 316 to 855 code for a protein of 179 amino acids. The record is from RefSeq and is a predicted model, not a curated record.